AUGUCAGCUGAACCCCUUUCAUCUUCACAUGUAGUUCCUUCCACCGAAAUCGUACCGGUCAAUGACUCCAAUCCCCAUCCUUCUUCCGUCAGCAAUUUUACAGAAAUCACGACAGCCCCAAAUCAAAUCGUCAAUAAAGCAAACUCCAAACCAAUUCCAUCAGAUCAAAGCUCCGAACCAAAACCAAGUGACAACAAAAAGGUGAACGUUCAAGCCAACGGCACAAAUGAGCAUAAUGAAGUUGAGGUGCUUCGCAACUGGAUCGAUUCAGAUCUCAAAUUCAUCGAAAAGACCUCCAAUACGAUCAACAAUUACAAAGAUCAAAUCGAGGAGGUUUCGAGUAAGUUCAAGGAGAUUAAAGAAACCGGAAGUCGGGAUGACUUUCGCGCCCUCAAGAAGAUGGUGACGAAAUUGAAGCAGCAGAUCUCUUCCAAGAACAAAGAUGAGUCCACGCGCUCCAAUGCAAAAGUCAAACUUGGCAAUGACAACAAGUCGCUCGACAAAAUGCCCAAGUUGUACGAGGAGCCAUUGUUCGAGUGUAGCCCGGCAUUUCAAGAUUUUCAGCUACUUUAUAAUAGCCUCGAAACGGAAUUGAAGCUGUGUUUAUUGUGUUUUUCAGUGUUCCCGGAAGAUGCUGUCAUAAAGAAGAGGCUUAUGGUCUAUUGGUGGAUUGGAGAGGGUUUUAUACCGCCAAUUCCAGUGAUUGGGCCAGCUCCGAAGACUGAAACCGCGGAGGAGUUGGGCAAUGAGUUCUUCAACGAGCUUAUGGUGAAGGGCUUCAUCGAGCCGUACUAUGAAAAGCGCAGCCUGGAAGUGCACAGCUGCAAGAUGCAUCCUUUUGUUCGUUCUGCAGUAAUUAUGCUCGCCAAGAAGGCCAAGUUCUUUGAUUUUGAUGAAAAGGGGAAUGUCACUGGGAAAUUCUCCAAUUCUCUCCGGGCAUGCUUAGCGGGUGAAGGGUUGAUAGAGAUUCAGAAUUUGGAGCCCCUUCAUAUGGUGUUCAAUGUUAAUGAGCCUUCGGUUGAAUUCAAGCUUGAAUGGUUUCUGAAGAUGAUAAAUGUCAAUGUUCUUUAUUUGGGAAGGUGGCAGGCCUCAGCCACACAUCACAUUGAAGUUGAUGAUCUUAAAUUUUUGGAAGGGUUGAUGAAGAUGAAGCACUUGAGACUUUUUAGCCUUCAAGGAGUUUCUAGAAUUACAGAGCUUCCCAAGUCCAUUUCAAGGCUUGGGAAUCUGACGAUCCUUGAUCUCAGAGCCUGUCAUAGUCUUGAAGUACUUCCAGAUGGAAUUGGCUCGCUCAAGAGUUUGACACACUUGGACAUGUCUGAGUGUUACUUGCUAGAUCAGAUGCCAAAGGGGCUUGCAUCACUCUCCCAACUCCAAGUUCUCAAGGGAUUCUUUGUUGGAAAGUCCAAGGGCAAAAGUUCCUGUACUCUUGACGACUUGGCAAAAUUGCGUAAGCUGAAAAAAUUGAGUGUUUACACAGGUCUGAAGCACUUCCCAGCAGAGGCAGAUCUUUUUGCUUUUCAACACUUUGAAGGGCUAUGCAAGCUGACAAUAGCAUGGGGUCGGGGCUCUUUAGAAGAUGAAACGGAUAAAAGUGGUAAGCAAGCUAAAGAUGCUGGAAAAUCAACGGCACCAAACAACACGAACCAAGAAAAUAAAGGCUGUUCACAAGCUAAAGAAGACAAGACGGCUGAGCAAGCGAAAGAUGCUGGAAAAUCAACAGCACCAGACAAGAUGAACCCAGAUAAUAAAGGCUCUUCACAAGCCAAAGAAGACAAGAAGGCGAAGCAGGAGAGUGGUGCCUCGAAGACGAGAGCUGCAGACACCCUGACUGAAGAGAAGAAAGGAGGUAUCACAAAGAAAGGCGAUAGUACAGCCGCAGAAGCAACAGCAGCUUCUGAUAAACCAACGCUUUUUCGCCCAGCUAUCAAAAGAUCACAUGCCUUUAAGCAUAAGGCCUUUAAGCUUCCGACACUUCCUUCACAGCUCAAAAAACUGGAUCUUCAGUGUUACCCUAUGAAUAUUUCACCCAGUUGGCUGAUGCCUGCCAAUCUGAAGGGCCUAGAGAAACUCUACAUCAGGGGAGGGAAAUUUUCUGACCUGGGUCAAUUUCAGGACAAGGGGGGAAUAGUCAUGCCAGAACAACACAAGUGGAAUGUUGAGGUAUUGCGUCUCAAAUACUUGAAUGAAUUAGAGAUGGAUUGGAGAGAACUGCGGGAGUUAUUUCCAAAAUUGAUUUUCUUGGAGAAAGUAAAAUGCCCCAAACUUGCUUUCUUCCCAUGUGAUGAGAAGGGAGUGUGGAUUAACAGAGCAAAGAAAUGA
Molecule: messenger RNA, 2322 nt
Organism: Cornus florida
Lineage: Eukaryota; Viridiplantae; Streptophyta; Magnoliopsida; Cornales; Cornaceae
Exons: 1
Coding region: 1-2322 (773 amino acids)
Biological process (GO): defense response to other organism
Source: RefSeq, a predicted model, not a curated record